AUGAUCAAAAGUUACAGCGUCAUGCAGGAAUGUCCAAAUUUACUUCAGAAAAUUCUCAAGAAACACGUUGAGAUGCUAAAAGCCGUUAAUGCCUUUAAUCAAUCCUUCAAAUUUAUGUCCUUCAUGCAAAUUAUUAUGAGCACCAUUCUUUUCUUUACGAUGCUCUUCAGUAUUCAAAUGUUUCAAAAACAAUUCGCCAUACACUUUGCUUUUGCUGCAGUUUCACUUCAAUUGGUGUUUGUGUGCGUUUUUGGGGAAGUAAUUCGCACAGAGAGUGAGGCGAUCUUUGAUAAUUUGUACCAAACCAAUUGGUACGAGCUGAGCGUGAAGGAGCAGAAGGUGGUCCUGAUGAUUAUGAUGAAUUCAACAAAUCCCAUUUCAAUCAAAGCUGGAGGAAUGUACGACAUUAAUCUCAUGACUUUGGUUCAAAUUUUGAAGCUUUCUCUGUCCUACUCAGCAAUGAUUCUCACCCUUGCCAGAAAGUAG
This is a messenger RNA of Lutzomyia longipalpis, 486 nucleotides long. RefSeq names its product putative odorant receptor 83c. Gene Ontology annotation, molecular function: odorant binding; olfactory receptor activity. The coding region runs from base 1 to 486 and encodes 161 amino acids. Lineage: Eukaryota; Metazoa; Arthropoda; Insecta; Diptera; Psychodidae. The record is from RefSeq and is a predicted model, not a curated record. The transcript has 2 exons. Gene Ontology annotation, biological process: sensory perception of smell; detection of chemical stimulus involved in sensory perception of smell. Gene Ontology annotation, cellular component: plasma membrane.